AUGACUGGCACAAAAGGAGAAAAGGGAGAGCCUUCUGAAAAAGGGGACAAAGGAGAGCCAGGAGAAACUGGAAUAGAGGGAUCAAAAGGAAAUAAGGGUGAAACAGGAGACCCUGGACCACCUGGUCUUACUGGAAAUCCAGGAUCAAAGGGCUUACCAGGAGAGCAUGGGGUACCAGGAAACCCAGGAGUAAAAGGAGACAAGGGGGACCCUGGUGGGAUUAUGGGACCGCCUGGACAUCCAGGUCCAAAAGGUGAUGUGGGACCUCCUGGACCAAGUCUGCCUGGAAGACCAGGUCCCACUGGUAUUCCUGGAAACCCCGGUCCACGUGGACCAAAGGGAGAAAGAGGACUACCUGGUGUACAAGGAGCACCUGGGGAGAUGGGGCCCCCGGGAAUAGGCAUUCAGGGAUCACCAACCCAGAAAGAUCUAGUGCUAAGUGAGAAAUGGAAGCCUUGGAGAACUGAAAGAGUCAAUGGCUACUCUACAGAUGAGCUUCCUAGUGAUGGUGUUGAGACAUCUUCAGACUACCUGUGUCUGUUUGUCAGCAACAAUUGUUUGCAGUUGUCAGCAAAAUCCAGCCUGAGUACUGGUACAAGAGAAGAGGGUCCUGUAGGUCCAACUGGGUCCACAGGUGUGCAGGGCCCUAGGGGACCCCCAGGAUUACCAGGAACUCCAGGUACCCCUGGUAUUAAUGGCACUCCAGGAAGAGAUGGAAAACCAGGACUACCAGGCCCUCCAGGUGAUCCUAUCGCACUGCCACUUGUGGGAGACAUGGGUGCUGUACUGAAGGGUGAUCCUGGCACAAGAGGUCCUCCAGGCAUCCCUGGUAGAGAAGGGCCAAAGGGAAGCAAAGGUGAACGUGGAUUUCCUGGGCUUACUGGAGAAAAGGGCGAUGAGGGCCUCCAAGGCGCUCCCGGACUGCCAGGCGUACCAGGACCCAGCGGACCGUCUGGAGUCACAGGAAGACCCGGACAUCCCGGUCCAGCAGGGUCAAAAGGCGAAAAGGGUAGUGAAGGUUCUCCUGGGAAACCUGGACCACCUGGGCCUCCGGGAGGUGUGAGUGUCGCUAGUUAUCCAGGUCCACCAGGACCUCCAGGUGACCGUGGACCAGCUGGCACACCAGGAGUAGCAGGGACACCGGGAAAGCCAGGAUCUCCAGGGUCCCCAGGGAUGCCAGGGGAACCUGGUGAAAGAGGACCUAUAGGAGAUAUAGGCUUCCCAGGGCCAGAAGGGCCACAAGGAAAACCAGGAACCAAUGGAAAAGAUGGAUUGCCAGGUCCUCCGGGUGCUGUGGGGAGACCAGGAGACAGAGGACCCAAAGGAGAACGUGGAGACCAGGGUAUUCCAGGGGACAGAGGUCCACAAGGUGAACGAGGGAAACCUGGCCCAUCAGGAGAAAAGGGGGAUGUGGGUCCUAUUGGGCCACCAGGAGACAGAGGCUAUCCAGGAUCACCAGGUCAUCAAGGUCCCCCGGGUUCACCAGGACCCCCAGGGUUUCCAGCUGAUACAGUUUCACUUGAAGAAAUAAAAAAUUAUAUCAAACAAGAGGUUCUUAAGGUUUUUGAAGAAAGGAUGGCUCAGUUUGUGUCCCAGCUGAAGCUGCCUGCUGCAAUGCUUGCCUCCCAAGCUCACGGAAGACCAGGGCCCCCAGGAAAAGAUGGGUUACCAGGGCCACCAGGAAAGGAUGGUUUGCCAGGGCCACCAGGAGAACGUGGAAUUCAAGGUUAUAGAGGACAGAAAGGGGAAAGAGGCGAGCCUGGAAUUGGACUGCCUGGUAACCCUGGACCACCCGGCCCUGAAGCUACCGGCCUGCCAGGCCCGCCGGGAACGCCAGGCUCACCCGGACCGCAGGGGCCACCCGGACCCAAUGGGAGAUGCAAUCCGGCAGAUUGCUAUUACCACGUAUCACAGACUCGGUCACGCAGCAGCGGGAAAUAAAAACCCUGUCCCCUAGACACUUGGGUUCACCGUCACUUUUCACUCCUCUCAAUAAGUUAAUUUAACCUUUGAAAUAUUUGGUGCAUUUUUAUUAUUUUUUUUUUUCCCCUCGACACUGCACGGUAUGUAGAUAAUUUAUAAGGCACGGAAUUGAGCCUUUUUCUAUGUUAUUUGCAGUGUCAUAAGUACGAAAUGAUGACAUAUAUUUUCCAGAGUGCAUUCCAUGUGUUACAUUUCUCAUAUUUAUUUUGCUUAGAGGAGAAAAUAGGCCCAAAUAGCUUUCAUAAGCUUCUUUCUUCAAACAAAAAAUAUUUUAUUAUAACUUAAGACAGUAUGUAUGCCUCAGUAUGUAAGCUGGCUUUAUUUUUCUUGCUGGUGGUGAAGUUGAAAAGGAGAAAAUGCAUUUCUG
This is a messenger RNA of Haliaeetus leucocephalus (bald eagle), 2350 nucleotides long. RefSeq names its product collagen, type XIX, alpha 1 (gene COL19A1). Bases 1 to 1941 code for a protein of 646 amino acids. The record is from RefSeq and is a predicted model, not a curated record. NCBI's taxonomy places the organism in Eukaryota, Metazoa, Chordata, Aves, Accipitriformes, Accipitridae. The transcript has 29 exons.